Rana temporaria (common frog) is the source of this 2422-nucleotide messenger RNA. RefSeq names its product thyroid hormone receptor alpha (gene THRA). The coding region runs from base 690 to 1946 and encodes 418 amino acids. Gene Ontology annotation, molecular function: RNA polymerase II cis-regulatory region sequence-specific DNA binding; zinc ion binding; nuclear receptor activity. The transcript has 10 exons. Lineage: Eukaryota; Metazoa; Chordata; Amphibia; Anura; Ranidae. Gene Ontology annotation, biological process: positive regulation of transcription by RNA polymerase II; cell differentiation; thyroid hormone receptor signaling pathway. The record is from RefSeq and is a predicted model, not a curated record.
AUAACUAGGUUUUUUUUCCCCUUUCCUCUCUGUCUGUAUUCCUGACACACGGAGGGAAGAGAAGAAAGAGAGAGGGACACACAGAAAUAAACCCCCACCCCUUUUAAAAAGAAACUAAAGCAUAAGAGAUCUGGAUCCCUAAAAGUAUCAGCUGGCUUGCACUCCAGAUCUGGGGCUUGGUCUGGGGGGAGAUUCAGAGGGACUAACAAACCUGCACCCUUCUUUAUUUUUUCCUUGUUUAUUUUUUAUCUUUUUACUUGUCUUUUUUUUUUUUUUUUGUCCUGGGUUUGCCACCUCAUUAACUUGAUCAGCACUGCAUAGCCCAGGGCCUGGAGAUCAGAGCGGAGGGGGAUUUAAAGGUCCAGCGUUGUUCUGCAGAGAGAGCGACUUUUAGUAAAGUGAGACAAACCAAAAAAUGGAAGCAAGAGUGACAACUGGAUCGUAGAAUCGUGUGCACCUAUCCUACAUACCCUCCUCCUCUUACAUUGGUUCUUCCUGUCCACUGGGGACCCCUUAGGAAACAAGGCCCUUUCUCUAUGCACCCCUCUGUCUGAAGAGGGAAUGGUCUGUCCGGGGAGAGCGUAGAACCUGCCUCCAUGUGAACACGGCCGUGUCCCAUGAACAUCAGGCAGCUGGGGGCGGAGCCCGCCUUGGUCUCUUCUGAUUGGUUCUGGAUGGAAUUACGUUGAAUGGACCAGAAUCUUAGCGGGCUGGACUGCUUGUCAGAGCCAGAUGAAAAAAGGUGGCCGGAUGGGAAGCGAAAAAGAAAGAAUAGCCAAUGUAUGGGAAAAAGCGGUAUGUCAGGUGACAGUUCGGUGUCUCUGCUCUCUGCAGGGUACAUCCCAAGCUACCUGGACAAAGAUGAACCAUGCGUGGUGUGCAGUGAUAAGGCCACAGGAUACCACUACCGAUGUAUUACCUGUGAGGGCUGCAAGGGCUUCUUUCGGCGUACUAUCCAGAAGAACCUGCACCCCUCCUACUCCUGCAAGUACGAUGGUUGUUGUAUCAUCGACAAGAUCACCCGCAAUCAGUGUCAGCUCUGUCGCUUUAAGAAAUGUAUCGCUGUGGGCAUGGCAAUGGACCUUGUCCUGGAUGAUUCCAAGCGGGUAGCCAAGCGGAAGCUGAUUGAGGAAAAUCGGGAACGGCGUCGGAAGGAGGAGAUGAUCAAGACUCUGCAGCAGCGUCCUGAGCCAAGCAGCGAGGAGUGGGAGCUAAUACGCAUAGUGACAGAAGCUCACCGAAGCACCAAUGCACAGGGCAGCCACUGGAAGCAACGCAGGAAGUUCUUGCCUGAAGACAUAGGACAGAAUCCAAUGACAUCCAUGCAAGAUAAUGAUAAAGUUGACCUGGAAGCAUUCAGUGAGUUCACCAAAAUAAUCACCCCUGCGAUUACUCGAGUGGUGGACUUUGCUAAGAAGUUGCCCAUGUUCUCAGAGCUACCCUGUGAAGAUCAGAUCAUCCUGUUGAAAGGAUGCUGUAUGGAGAUCAUGUCUCUCCGGGCUGCUGUGCGUUAUGAUCCAGACAGUGAGACUUUGACACUGAGCGGUGAGAUGGCAGUGAAGCGAGAACAGCUGAAGAAUGGUGGACUUGGGGUGGUCUCAGAUGCUAUAUUUGACUUAGGAAGAUCUUUGUCUGCGUUCAAUCUGGAUGACACGGAAGUGGCUCUGCUGCAGGCUGUCCUGCUCAUGUCCUCAGACCGGACGGGUUUGAUCUGCACAGAUAAGAUAGAGAAAUGUCAGGAGACUUACCUCCUCGCCUUUGAACACUACAUAAAUCAUCGCAAACACAACAUUCCCCACUUCUGGCCCAAGCUCCUGAUGAAAGUGACUGACUUGCGUAUGAUUGGGGCCUGUCAUGCCAGUCGCUUCCUGCAUAUGAAGGUUGAAUGCCCCACAGAGCUCUUCCCACCACUGUUCCUUGAGGUGUUUGAGGACCAGGAAGUCUAAAGGGCAGUGGAGAUGGGUAGAGAGGAAAGGGAAUUGCUUGGCUCUAUUUCAACCUGUCAUCCCUUACAAGGCUCUCGUGUCCUGCAAAGAAUAAAAGGGAGUGGCUGGAAUAGCCCUUCUGAAAUCGAAAACUGCCAUUGAAAGCCGGCACAAGCCAGAAUGGAAGCUCCCAGUCUUGACAUUAUUGUACAUCAGAUCAACAGUUCUUCAGCCACGCUCUUGGCUCAACCUGAAGGAAAGAGUAUUCGAGUCUCCUUUACUGUCAUUGUUGUGCACCCAACAGUUUUAUUCUGGAAGAAAUCACCUUUUUUGCAUAAUUUCUUCUGAAACCAAUCUGGUACACUAAGACCCUAUUGAAUGGAAGUUUUCUCUACAACCAUCCAAGUUCACCAUGAGUGACAUAGUCAUUUCAGAUAUGGGAUAGGUACAACACGAGUGGGACUGAAAGGUCUCUUGCUCCCCCCAUAAAAAAAAAA